GUACACUGCUUGUUUGUUCAUCGAGUAAGUCGAUUAACAAACCAUUCAAAGACAGCAUGGAUGUUUGAUACGUCACUGCUGUGGACACGUCGCAGCCGCUGACGAAGACCAAAUCACAUCUAUAUCUUUGUUAACUUAGUACUUCAUAAGAUCGGUGUUCAGCAAAAUUUCCUGAUCUUACAAGUAAUGCCGACUAAUGAAGUUGUCCGGAUCUUACAUGGUAUUUUCCUCACGUCCCAGAUCCUGUUCUGGGUAGCGAGUGGAAUCAGCGGAAAUACUCUACAAGCAGAGAAGUGUGAUAUAAGAUCUUGGUACAACAGAGUGUAUUCCGAAGGCUUGUUUGACAACCCACUUACUACAAAACAGGAAAAGAUGAAGAACGCAAUCCAGGCUCUUCUAAUCCAUAGUAAAAACAACCCCAACGUUAAAUUAGUAGACUGCAACAUUUUGCAAAUAUAUGAAAAUGAAUUGAAAAAAGGAAAAGUUAAAAAUGCAGAGAGUGGGUCAGAGCAAGAGAUGGAAAAUCCUACCGAUCCAUUUAAGGAAGACUAUAGCUUAAAACUCCCCACCGCAGAACAUAGUGAUAUGUCAUCUGAGGGAGUCGUUGACGCUGAUAUAGGUAAUCCAAAAAACGAUGAUAUUAUAGAAGACAAAGAGAGAAAUAUUGAGAGCAAAAUCAUUGAAGAUGACAGUGAGAUAGAUGAAACAGAAUUAGACGACAUAGAAGAUAGCAGAGGUGGUGAUGACAUUGUUGAUGAUAAUGAGAACGAAAAACAUAUCGAGUACCAAAAAACAGAGAUUGGUCUACAUUUAAGCGAUGAAAGAUCAUCGAAUCAUCAGGAAUUUCAGACUGACAAGUCGAGCAUUAUGAACUUGAAUAAUACUCAGAAUGAGUCACGUGGUCCAGCUGACAACAAUACACAUAAUUCCACAAGAAAAGACGGGAAGACAUGCAAGAGAUUUACAUGGAAAUUACAAAAACAUUUGACUUUGAAAACAUCACCAACAGAAAAAAUGGGCACUAUGAGAUUUGGAGGAUAUAGAUGUGUCAAUUCUUACGUCGCAUCACCUUCGUAUUGCUUACUUCAAAUGAAAAAAACCACAAGGAUGACAAACAAUGCAACAUAUCAUUUGGGAAAGCGUACAGAAUACCGGACGGAGAACUCCCGUAGUCUAGAAAAUGAAGAUAGAUACACCCCGACAGACAUGGAAACAGGAAUAGAGAAUGGGAAUAAUGGAAAUGAGGUGUCCUUAGAAGAAGCAGAAAUAUUAACAAAUCAAAAACGAAACGAGAAAACACAGAAAUUGUCUGUCGAUGAAUUACCAAGCACUGACAGCAUAGUGCACAACCAUAAAGAUAGAUAUGACAACGCUGGACAUGCAUCAUCGAAUGACGAAUUCAGUGGUUUUAAAACUCAAGAAGCGGUUGAUUUCAAACGUCUGCAAGAUAUCGUGUCAUUGAAAACGGAAGAAUAUACAAAGAAAAUACAUUUUCUCGAACUGAACAUCAUAAAACUUGAAAAUCAAAUGUUAAUGGAAAAGCUGAACAAAGAAAACCAUUCAAGCACGAUCGCAAGAUUAGAAAAUAAUAUUCUAAGAUUUGAGAACGAGCUUUUAAGAAUGAAGCAAAGCUUUCAUCACAUGAAAAUUGAUAAUGAUGAAAUGAAGACCACACAGCGUAAAUACUUAGAACUUGGACAUAGCUCACAAAGUCAGACUGUACAAAAUCAUAGUCAAGAACAGCUGCUAUCCGAGCAGAAUCAGACGAUUAUCAGGCUCUCAGAAAAAUUACGAAACCAAUCAGACGUAAUCACAAAAUUAAAAAACCGCUCAGAAUACAUGGAUGAUCAGAAUAGAAUGCUUUAUGCAAUGGUUAUGAAUCAAACUGCGUUAGUGUCCCAAAUUAUGACCAAAGUACAAUCACUGACUGAGCAAACUCUCCAACAACGCGAAGCAGCACGAGAAAUGAAACAACAGAUAGAAUACGGUCUAGAGGACGUAAAAAUAUUAAAGAAUAGUCAGAGAACCCAACAACAACUUGAUACAUCAACCACAAGUUCAAAACAUUUAGAUUUGGAAGAUGUGUCAAACCAGCUUCUUCAACAACUAGACGAUCUGGUGUCGGAUAAAAGACUAGAAAGUGGAGAAAAUAUUAAAGAUAUGUCUGUAUCAGAGCAACCAAAAGACUCAGUGGAUGAAAUUGAUGAGCAAUUAAAGCAUUACUUACAUUACACGUCGGUGACCUAUUCUGUUAAACAACAAGAAUGGUGUAAGUCUCGUGCACUAUGUUACAAAAGCUUUAUUAUCAUAUCUGACUGUGUGCCCUACUCAUUCAUUGUGUUCGCUUCUUGUGAUGUGGAGAGCGAAAUGAAUAACAACGAAACCAGAGACCAGUUUGAAAGUUCAGGCAUCAACUUUCAAAGUGAAGAAGGAAAGCUAUUGGAAGAAACUAAGGAUUCCAAUGUGCAACCACCUGAUCCAGAUGAUGGUACGGGUGCUAGUAAAGAGGAAUUAGAUAGAACUGAUACUGACAAAGAUAGUGAAAAUAAAGAAGCCAAUUCGAAUAAACGUAUGCGGAGAGUAUCGGAAGAAAUGGAGGUGGGACAGGCUCCAGAAACUGUUAUUGAUAUCGAAAAAACAGGAAACAACGUUGCAAAAGAAAAGGAAAAUUUAAAAUAUGAGGCAAAGGAUAGUGGUGAAAUUGAUGCAAGCAAAGCCAGUGACGAAAUUCUUGAUGAAAUGAUAAAAGAAUUAGCAAUGAAAUCUAUCUCAGAAAAAGCAACAAGUGAUAGGAAUAUAUCUCCAGAGGACAAAAGAAACCAAAGACAAGUAGGUGGCGCUCAUGGUAAGAGUAAAGGACCAGAAUCAACCAACAAUAAUAGUCGAAAGGAGAACAACAAAGGAAUAAACACAGAGCCCCCAAAACGUGAAAAUAACACAACCAAUGUUAAAAAGGCUGAGAUACCGGUGAAGUACGGCUCAAAUGGACAAAGCGAUCCGAAGGAUUGUUAUGAUUACUACAUCAAAGGGAAUUCAAGAAAUGGUGUAUAUAAGGUGCGGCCUUACGGUACGAACCGACUGAUACAAGUGUACUGCGAAAUGAAAACUGGGGGAUGGACUUUACUUCAGAAACGCCAAGACGGCUCUACCAACUUCUACCGGGACUGGGAGGAUUACAAAGAUGGAUUUGGAGGUGUAUAUGGAGAGCAUUGGCUUGGGAACAGCGUUAUACACAGACUUACAAACCAGGAUCAUUACACACUGAAAAUCGAGAUGAUGGACUGGGACAAAAACGUUAGGUUUGCUGAAUACAGUAAGUUUACUGUGGACGAUGAAAGUGAGGGAUUUAAACUACAUAUUGGAGGUUACAACGGGGAUGCUGGUGACGGAAUGAAUAAACACAACAAUCAGAAGUUUUCAACACGAGAUGUUGACAAUGAUCAAGUUGUUAAGGAAUUCGGCGGAAGUUGCGCAAAAAGAUUUCAUGCAGCAUGGUGGUUUUACAAGUGUUAUCAAAGUAAUCUGAAUGGGAAAUACUAUAGAAAUGGAAAAAUUGAGGAGAAAAAAUAUGAUGGUGUGACUUGGAAACCAUGGACUGGCUCAAACUAUUCGCUUAAACAAGUGGUAAUGAAAAUACGACCGACUUCAGCAGGUUCGUGACAAAAUAACUAAGUAUAUAAUAUUUCGAAGACAAAUUCUGAAUGAAACAUUGAAACAUUUGCUUUACCACUAGCAUCUGUAUCUUUAGCCAGAUCAUUAUACAAUCAAAUGUCAACGUCUUGUAUGGACAUUCAAAUACAUUUGACAUUUACGUACGCGUGUGGUAGAAUCCAUGCAUAUUUUUUAUGUAUGGGAAUUUAUAUUGAACUCUGUGCGACGUGGAUAAGCGAAGGAAUUAAAUUUACACAAAAGGCAUAAUUUGCAUACUAAUAUACAUUCAUUCAUAUUUCACACAGUUAUUAAAUUUUUACUCGUAUAAGAUGUAAUAAACUCUUCAAAUUCUCAGAAUGCUAAAACUUUAAUGAAACGUGCGUCCAUUUUGUAGUCAUUGUCAGAGGCUUCUCAUGGUGACCUGAGAGAGAUUUGUUUGGUAUAUACAUGUAGAUACCAAAGAUGAAGAUAACGAGCAGUGAUCAAUGAAAAGGUGAAGAUAACAAACAGUUAUCAAUCUCGUAAUUCCUAUAAAGAAUACAGAAUUAAGAGCAUGACAAACACGGACCCUUGGACACAUCAAAGGUGGGAUCAAGUGUCUAGGAGGAAUAAACGUCCUCUGUGGACUUGUCACAUCCGCCGUGAGCCCUAUAUUUUGAUAAAGUAAAUGGAAUAAUCCGUAGUCCAAAUCAGAAUGUAACGAAUGGCCUAACAAUUCGUAUCCAAUACGUCAGACAGCUUCUGACCCAAUGAGAGGUUGUACGUGUAAAUACUAGUAGUAUUUGCAUAUAGUAUUAACGCCUAUAGAAAUUGCAACAUACCGACACUGUUGAAAUCCCUGUAUCAUCAAAUUAUUGUGUAGCGGUCAGCCGAGUUCGAUCGCCGGUGGCCAGAUAGCUUAGUUGGUAGAGCACCUGACUAGAGAUUCAGGGGGCCCGGGUUCCAAUUCCGGUCUGGUCCGUUGCAUUUUCUCCCUUCCUGUUACAUUUGGUGCCAUAGACCAGCCACAAUCUCUACCCAGAGUUAGCGUUCCUUGCUCUCACUUACACCUCUGUCAACGUCUCAAGGGUUUUUACAAGAUUUUUGUAAAAUGGUACGUAUGCUCAAAUAAAGUAUGGUUUUGACUUCAGUUACAAAAAUAUACGUAAAUAAAUAAAUACUGAGCAGAUGGCAAGUCUUUUUGUGACACAAGAAGCAUUGAUUUGGGUUGAAACGUGGAUAUUGGGUUGUUCUAUUGCACCAGGCCUAUACCUAGGUACAUGACGAAUAUAUAGUAAAGCAAAAUAGUCUACAAAUAGUUUCUUGUCCUACAUUUUCCCAGUAUUUUAUUAAGUAGUUCUUAGUUUUAUUAGACGUACAAAAGUGGAUUUACAUGUGUAAUAACAUUGCUUAAACAUUUUUGUUACGCAAUCCUUUGUCUUUUUAGGCUUUUAUAUAGAAGAAAGUCCACUUGUAGUGAAAAGGUUACCUGUAGGUGU
This is a messenger RNA of Ostrea edulis (European flat oyster), 5129 nucleotides long. RefSeq names its product myb-like protein X. The transcript is spliced from 4 exons. The record is from RefSeq and is a predicted model, not a curated record. Lineage: Eukaryota; Metazoa; Mollusca; Bivalvia; Ostreida; Ostreidae. Bases 187 to 3660 code for a protein of 1157 amino acids.